Molecule: messenger RNA, 1692 nt
Organism: Gadus chalcogrammus (walleye pollock)
Lineage: Eukaryota; Metazoa; Chordata; Actinopteri; Gadiformes; Gadidae
Product: thioredoxin-related transmembrane protein 2-B-like
Exons: 8
Coding region: 98-985 (295 amino acids)
Biological process (GO): brain development
Cellular component (GO): membrane-bounded organelle
Molecular function (GO): disulfide oxidoreductase activity
Source: RefSeq, a predicted model, not a curated record
CGCAGUUACUUCACGCAGACGCAGAAUCGACGUCGGAGUGACUAGUGUGUUCAGCUGUCUUUUCAUUCAACCCGCCUGUCACUGCCCGACUGCAAGCAUGGCACUGAUCACAGGGCUUUUUGCGUUUUUCUGGCAUUUACCCCAAAUUUAUAAAUGGAUAUUAAAGCCAUAUUACAGCUUGUCAGUUCUUAUGACUGUGGCAUUCUUGAUUAUUCGCAAGGCUCCUGGCAUAUGCGAACACCUGGCGACGGACCGGGAGGACGGAAACUCCUGCGACUUUGACUGGAGAGAAGUAGAGAUUCUCAUGUUCCUCAGUGCCGUUGUGAUGAUGAAGAACAGGAGGGCUAUCACUUUGGAGCAGCACGUUGGCAAUCUCUUCUUGUUCAGCAAGGUCGCCAAUGUUAUCCUCUUCUUCCGACUGGACAUUCGCUUGGGCCUACUCUAUCUGGUCCUGUGUCUUGCGUUUGUCAUGACCUGUAAACCACCGCUCUACAUGGGCCCAGAGUACAUUAAGUACUUCAGUGACAAAACCAUAGACGACGAGCUGCAGAAGGACACACGCGUCACCUGGAUCGUUGAGUUCUACGCCAACUGGUCCCCAGAGUGCCAGUCCUUCGCCUCCAUGUUUGCUGACCUCUCACUCAAGUACAACUGCAAAGGUCUCAAGUUUGGGAAGCUCGACAUCGGACGGUAUGGAGAGGUGGCUGAGAGGUUCAGGGUCAGCACCUCUGCCCUCACCAAACAACUCCCCACAUUGGUGCUCUUCCAAGGAGGUGUCGAGAUCAUGAGACGACCAAUGGUGGACAAGAAAGGCAGAGCUGUGUCCUGGACCUUCAAUGAGGAGAACAUCAUCCGAGAGUUCAACCUAAAUGAGCUGUUCCAGAAAUCAAAGAAGCAGAAGAAAGCAGGAGCAGAGGAGGUGGUGCCGGUGCAGCCCGCGGCUGUGGAUCCAGACCUGCCCAUCGAGAGCAAGAAAGACCAAUGAGCCAGGGAGACCUGGACCCAGGACAUGGGACUCGGUACACUAUUAACAUCACUUCAGGUGCUCAUACGGCCUGGAUGACUUCUUGUUGAGAUUUGACGUAAAAACAAAGCAGUACUGGUCUGAGUGACAUCCACAUGAGAAACAGAAAGAAUGUACAGUCUGCAAUCGUGCAGAAAUCCUUGUUUUUUAUAUUAUAUCCACCUGUGUCUCUACUGCGGUUGGGUCAGUUUUGUUGCCUUUUACCUACCGUAUAAAGUAAACCUUUAAAUAUUGUUGUGCCUUUUUAUAUGACAUGUCAUCAACAAAGAGAGCAAUGUUUGUAAAGUAAAGUUUGAUUGAACAGGAAAAGUACUUCACUCAUGUGCACACACACACACUAUCCACACACUUAUUCUGAGAACACUUUAAAAACUCUUUAAUAAGGCCAUAUUGGAAAUGUCUUUUACAUAUUCAUUAGAUAUUUGUGGAACAAGUUUCAUUCUUCGCAGCCCGACAAUAGCAGGUUUUUUUUUCUUCUCACUUACACAUGAACGUCUAUCCAGCCACAGAUUGAAAUUGUUCAGAGGCUAUCAAUAUUGUUGCCUUCUCAGGUCCUGUUUGUGCCAUUAAUGCUCUGAAUGACGAUGACUCCAUUUAUUAAUACGCACGGAUUGGUUCAGCACGGCAAACAAAUAAAAACCCAACCCUCAUGCACACCAAAGAUGGCU